UUAUUGUUGAUGUCGUUUUCAUCAACUUUUCAGUUUUAAAUUUUCAUAUUUAUCCUAAAUAAUAAAUGAGAAUCGAUUCAUUUAAACAAUAUUUUAUUUUAAACCUUAUAUAAAACAUUUAAAUAUAAAAUGUCCCGUCAAACUUCAAGAUUAGAUUCUAAAAAAGUCAAUUCAGAGUUAUUAACUCUUACUUACGGAGCCCUUGUAUCUCAAAUGUUAAAAGAAAUUGAAAAUCCUGAAGAUGUAAAUAAACAGUUGGAAAGAAUUGGUUACAAUAUGGGCGUAAGACUAAUUGAAGAUUUUCUGGCUCGAACUUCAUCAAAUCGUUGCUUAGAAAUGAGAGAAACUGCUGAUAAAAUACAACAAGCAUUCAGGUUAUAUUUAAACAUGCAACCAACAGUAACAAGCUGGAGUAGUGCUGGGGAUGAAUUCUCUCUGGUGUGGGACCAAUGUCCGAUAAGUGAGUGGGUUGAGAUGCCGAACAAUGGACUCAAGUACUGUGCGCUGAUACCAGGAGCCAUCAGAGGUGCAUUGCAGAUGGUCCAGUUAGAUGUUCAGUGUUGGUUUGUUCAGGAUCAGUUGAGAGGUGACUCAGUGACUGAGCUGAGGGUGAAAUUUAUUAAGAGACUUGAAGAUGCUGUUCCAGCUGGCGAAGAUUAACUGUAACAGCUUAAGAUUUAGUUAUUAUGCCCAGUCCUGUUUCUGUCUUGAUAUCACACUUAUAUGAUAACACUUAAAAUUGUUUCUCAGAACUAAUUACAUACAGUAAAAAUGGGCAUGAUUCGGGUAUAUAAGACUUAUAGAAUAAAUGGUUUUAAGAAAAUAUAAAUUAUGAACAGAUUCUGAAAAAUGACCCAGGUUUGAUGCAGUCCCACAAGAUAGUCAGACCAAAUUCUAUCUUUUCUGAACAUUAACUUCCACAAUGCCCUUCAUGAAGUUAAGGAUGGCAGCAGAUUGAUUGGGUUAAGUGAAAAGAUAUAAAGACAAUACGGCAAUCACUUGGCAUUAUGGUUGUUUUAAUACGCGUUAUUAUUGAUUUCUGGAAUGAGACGUCAUAGUCUACCAAAAUUACGUUUUUGUGUGAAAUACCUUCAAAAUAGAUUGAUAAGUAUAGCGUCUUUUUUUGUUUUUUUUUUUUUUUUUUUUUUUUUUUUAUCGAAUAUAGUUGACCUGUACCAACUUAGCACUGGAACCCUAUGUUGUAAAUAACCCAGAAUAUGCAAUCUUUUACUUUCGUUUUACUUUCUAAAACGUAGUAGUAAAACGUAGAAAAGUUGUAUGUAAAUCCAUUUCUGACGCGAUAUUCCUUUUUUAUUUCGUUUGAAAAUCUUGACACUUAGAUAAUUUAUAUGUCUAGAUAGAGUCUCUCGCUGUUUAGACAUCCGAUAAAAACAGGCCAUUUUUAACACUAGUGUGCAUGACCAGCUUCGCCUUAAACUCUUGAUUUGUAUGAUUAGUAUGCGUACAUUGCUCGAAAUAGAGGUUAACUCUGAACUCAAUUUUUUUCCACAUUGUCACAGCUGGUAUAUUCUAUCUAGACGUAUUAAGGUUAGAUCCUAGAUAUUAGACCGUUUUCAAUAGCGUAUCUCUAGUUACGGAUAGAUUGCUAUCACCGUUUUAUUACAAGAUCUUAUCUAUACAUAGUUAUGUCCAAUAUAGUUACAUUAUUAGUUAUAGUCCAAUGCUAUAUAUCGAUAGGUUAUUAAAAUGUAAGUUAGCGUAAAACGAUUGAUUUGUCUACCUCUAGUAAGUUAAACUAAGGACAGAUAGGUUAUUGAAAGCGGCCGUAUGUUCUGACGGCCGUUCCCAAUAUCUUAUCUACAGAUAGAGAUACUACCUUCUACUGUCAGUAAUAAGCUGUCCCAAUAUACCCGAUAAGUCAUUCUUAUUGCCUUAUAUUGGAACGUGAAUUGCAAUUUCCAUACAGACUUCUAUCGCUGGUAAGCUAUACGUCCUCCCAUUCACAGACAGUGUGGACGGAUAAGGUGAGUUACCGUCGAUAUGAUUUUUGGCACAGAAAAGUCAACGAUAGCUACGAUUUUUAUCUCAAGUAGGCCACAACCGGAGAUAGACUGAACAUUGGGAACGGCCGUUAACCGAUAUCCACACUGGCUAGUUACAAUUUAUAAACUACUAGCUUGAGACCGGUUCACCUAAACAAAUACAUAUUAUAUACAAUAGUUUAUAUUAAAAGUUAAAUACUCUUUCGUUAAUUACGAAAUUUGUAGAAGUUUAUAUACAAUAAGUAUGUAAGUAUUUAGUUUUUCCCUGUUCUUGUAAAGAAAUAAUGUCACCGCAGAACUGAAACUGUAUGUCAAAAAUUUAUCUCAUAGCCUUAGAUAAGCUUUGGUUUGCGCUGCGCUCCAACUAGAUACCGCACUACCUAAGAACAAUAGCUUUUUUUUUAUUACGGCAACUAAUAUUGUAGUGUCUUGGCUAUUUGUUAAGACGCUUGUGUGCGUUGGCAUCUUGACACUCAAUUGCAUCUUUCAAGUUUUGUAACUUAUAAACGCUUUGUGUAAAAUAUAAAAUACUUACUUAAUGAUGAUAUGUGAUCCCAGUGUCUUUCUUUUUUAUUGUAGUAUUAUUUAUACAAAGUUUUGCGAGGCAAUCCGGCAUUUUAGUUUCAAUUAUUAGCAAAGUUUAACAGAACAUGUGGCACGUCCACGUCACACAUUGUUCGAUGUUGGCUCGAGUACGCUCACUUGGGCGUAGUAUUAGUUGCGGCACUUCGUGACUACCCGAGACCAAUUCUUAACCUAAGUUCGUAGCAUUAUUCAUAAAGAAAUAAAAUAUUAUGAUGUAAAAAAUAUCAGAAUCACGAAUUAAAAUGAAAAAUUAGCCUAUCUCUCACGUUGGUCAAAUUACACACAGUGUUCAAAAUUUGAUUAAAAUCGGUUCAGUAGUUAGGAGUUCAUCGCAAUUAAAAAACGCGACACUAAAUUUUUAUACAUAAAGAUGUGACAGCUAUUGAAAUUUUUAUAAGGCUUCAAUUGGUCUUUGCGUUUAAUUUGUAACAAUGAUUUUAAAUAAACAAUUUAUUUGCUAAAAUUAAAAUAAUUAAUAUUUUUCCUCGUAGGUGUAUAAAAUAUGUAUUAAGUUGGGUAUUUGGAUUCCAGUACUCAGGUGUAUUGAGGCCUUCGACUUCGUCUUGAACCUUAGUAAGCAUUGGCCAAUUUCUCUUGAUAGACAUUUUAAUAAUUAUAAUAAAUAUAGUUUAUUUCAAAGAUCGCUUUAUGCAUUUUAGUGGUUGGGGCUUCCUAGUUAGUUGUCUUAGGACACUUGUAUUGGGAAAUACUAAGAUUGCCCAUCUGUAUUAAAGCAUCUCCUGUUAUAACCCUAUGCGAAGGCUAGACGAUAAAUAAACUUUGUGAACCGCAGUUAUCCAUGGCAUAUUUUUGAAGUUAUACUUCAGGCGCGUUUUGGAAAAAUGUUGAGAGUGAAAUUUUUAAAUGCGCGCGCAUCACUGUAACACAAAAGUAACAGGGUGAAGUUGGUUCCUAAAAUUUUCUGACAUUUGCGUCGGAAAAAUACACUAAAACUACGACAGGCAAAGGGUUCAAGCCCAUACAGCCGUAUUCGUUAUUCAAUAAUCAAUUGUCAAAGCUAUCUUUAAAAGAUUUUUACAAAAUUGUUCAUUCUAAAAACGUAGAAUAGCACGAGGAAUAAAUAAUUUUAAUGAUUUUUUGCUUCGUUAGGCCAAAGAAGUAUUACCUACUUCUUGCGUGCGUACAUAAGUACACACACACUUUUCUUACUGUCCAUGUAGCCUGGGUAUAUACAUACCACCAAGUCCCGUAUGUAUGUAUACUCGUUUGCGUUCGUUUUCCUUAUGGUAUGUUUGAUCAUUUGUGGCGUUUGAUUUACAUUCAAUCUUGUAAUUAUCACCAAGCUAAACUAAACCAUGGGACAAUUGGGUUUUGAUUUUCUAUAUUUAUAAUUAUUUACAAACUUCACGAAAUGUUAUGGACUUAAUCGAACAUAUAGGAAAUCUAUUAUGUUUUCUGUGCUAUAGCGUCAUUAAGGUCACUUGUUAAGCUUUAUUUAUAUCUGUUGUUAUUUAAUUACGUUGUAUAUUAUGUAGAGUGUAAUUUAUUUAAAAUAAAUAUUAUACAAAUGA
Molecule: messenger RNA, 4120 nt
Organism: Leptidea sinapis
Lineage: Eukaryota; Metazoa; Arthropoda; Insecta; Lepidoptera; Pieridae
Gene: Bet3
Product: trafficking protein particle complex subunit 3
Exons: 4
Coding region: 130-660 (176 amino acids)
Biological process (GO): intra-Golgi vesicle-mediated transport; endoplasmic reticulum to Golgi vesicle-mediated transport
Cellular component (GO): cis-Golgi network membrane; TRAPP complex; cytosol
Source: RefSeq, a predicted model, not a curated record